This is a messenger RNA of Daktulosphaira vitifoliae (grape phylloxera), 1616 nucleotides long. RefSeq lists its product as uncharacterized. The record is from RefSeq and is a predicted model, not a curated record. NCBI's taxonomy places the organism in Eukaryota, Metazoa, Arthropoda, Insecta, Hemiptera, Phylloxeridae. The transcript is spliced from 2 exons. Gene Ontology annotation, molecular function: DNA binding. The coding region runs from base 552 to 1001 and encodes 149 amino acids.
AUAUCAAAAUAAUUAUAAAACUUUUAUUGAAAGUUUACAACAAAAAAAGUUUAUUAAAGAAAACAAAAAAAAAUUAAAAUAUUUUGUCUGACACUGACUUAAAAUUCACAGCACCAUUUUUGGCAUGUUUAUUAGAAAAAAAAUUGAGAAAUAAAUGAAACAUCCAAAGCUGAACAUAAAGGUCAAGAAGUUAUAAAAAAAUGGACCAAUCUUCGUGACUCGUUUUCAAAAUACUAUAAAAAAGUAAGAAAAGUGGUUCAGGAGCAAAAAAAAUUAAAAAAUAUGUGUACUUUGAUCAAUUGAAGUUUUUACAUAAGCUUUAUGUUAAAAGGCCGACUUCAAACAGCUUAGAACCGAGAAAUGAUAAAGCAGAUGAAGAAGAAGAUGGUAUAGAGCAAGAACAACAAGCUUCUGAUGAUAUUUCGGAUGUUUCUAAGUCAUUAAUAGAAAAACCGAGAAAUUCACAAAAAAAUAGGAAAAAUAAAAACCAGAAUGAUAUUGAUUUGAGAAUUUUAAAAUUAUUAGAAGAACCGCAACCACCCUGCAAUAAAAUGGCCUUUUUACAAAGUCUCAUGCCUCAUUUACAAAAUUUUAAUGAUCAAGACUACUUAAAAUUUCAAAUGGGAGUUUUAAAGGUUAUUGAAAAUAUCAAUGAAAGCAAGAAAGAACAACAUUUUUUUCCACAAUCCAAUUUGGCACCUUAUGAACAAUUUUUACCUCAGUCUCAACCACUUUAUGUAAAUACAUCAAAUUCUACUCAAUAUCAUCCUAAACAAUUGUACAACACUCCUACCCAGUCCAAUGUUUGCUUAUCUCAGCCAUAUACAUCUGGAAAUCAACAAGUACUCAUACCACAACAAAUACCAUCAUGUAGUAAGCAACCACCUUCAGUGACUACCCUCCAUGAUGUGACCCAUCCAGAACUUGAACAGGAUAGCCCGUCUCUAAGUUCAAUAGCAUCCUCAAUUUCUGACAGCAUCGACUUUAGUUCAAGUAUCUAACUAUUUUUAACAAACUAAUUAUACAUAUUUUUAAAGCAAAUAUAAUAUGAUACGUAAAAAUAUUAUAAAAUUAACAUGUAAAAACACAUAGUAAGAUUUUUUUCAAGUUUUUUUAAAAUGCUUACACUGUAAUGUUUAAUAUAAUAAUAAAGGUACGAGUUUUUUUAAUUUGUAAUUUUUCUUUCUAUCGUAAUUUAUAUUAAGUAUAAUCAAUAAACUAAAAUAACACUAAUAUUAUUACUUACCUCAAUGUAAUCGAUAACACCUCAACUGGUUGUAUACAGUUUCUAAACUGCGUGUUUUUUCGCUGAAGCGUAUGUUGGAGUUUUCCAUGUUGUUACGAGAGUAACAAAUAGAAUAAAAUAAAAUAGUAUUGCCGAAUAAUUAAUUAGUUUAUUAAAAAUAAAAGUGAUAGUAUUCAUACAAUAAUUGUCAAAUGACUGACGAUGCUCUGCAUUACAAUCGUCGCAGUCGGCCCACUUCCCGGUUUUGCAACACCGAAAAAUACUUUAUAGACACAUUGUUUUAGGCCGACCUCAAUUACAAUUCAAUUUAUGAUUAUCUGUUAUUACAAUUGUGGGACAAUAUUAAAACUAAGUUAAGUAUUCAUAACAA